This is a messenger RNA of Phycodurus eques (leafy seadragon), 1928 nucleotides long. RefSeq names its product transcription factor HES-5-like. Gene Ontology annotation, molecular function: protein dimerization activity; RNA polymerase II cis-regulatory region sequence-specific DNA binding; DNA-binding transcription factor activity, RNA polymerase II-specific. Gene Ontology annotation, biological process: anterior/posterior pattern specification; regulation of transcription by RNA polymerase II; regulation of neurogenesis. Lineage: Eukaryota; Metazoa; Chordata; Actinopteri; Syngnathiformes; Syngnathidae. Bases 1018 to 1407 code for a protein of 129 amino acids. Gene Ontology annotation, cellular component: nucleus. The transcript has 2 exons. The record is from RefSeq and is a predicted model, not a curated record.
CCAGAAUGUCUUUCUUGUUUUUGGGGGUCGCAGGGGCCAGCAAGAAUGCAGACGUGCACGGGAUUCCCAGGACUUUUAGUUUUUGUCAACUUGCCCACCCCAUGAAGCAAGUAAAAAGUGUUAUUUCAUCAAGCACUGUGUGGACAAAUGACUCUCAGUUUAUUUAUGAAUUCAUAAAUCUGCGGUUGGACAACAGCAGUGAUUCGCAAGCGCUGCAGGAAAUGAUCCAAUUUGACUGAAUGGGUUUUAAACAAGAAGAAGAAGAAAACUGAAGACAUCUUGGGAACCAUUUUUCCACAUUCCCCAAAUCCAACUUUCCCACAAUUCCACAUUUUCGUGAAGAUAAAUCCCAUUGAAAUGAAUCCUUCCACAUUUCGCAACCGAUUCAAGACUGUCCGACUUCAAAAUAUUUGCAAAAUUCAGGACAGUGUGUCUUGGGAAGGAUUUUCAAUAUUCCGCAUUUUCCAUCACAACAUUCCCAAAUCAAUGCAAACAUUUGACGUAUUUACGUCCUCCUCCCACAUUUCUCAACCGAUUCAGACCAUUCCAACUUCACAGAAUCCAGCUCGUCAAAACGGCUUAUUUUGGCAUAGUGGAUUUUUUUUCAUGACAAAAUGAGUCCAUAUUAAUGGAUACAUAAAAAAAAAAAAAAAAAAGACCUCAAUCAAUUAAAGUGAACUUUACGAGCCACACAUUCAACAUUUGUUCCCCCAAUGUGAAUCAAUUCCACAGCAUUCCAGUUCCAGCAAGCAUCCAUUUUCUGUACCGCUCAUGCAUGUUUUUGGAAUGGGGGAGGAAGCCGGAAUACCCGGAGAAGAACAACGCGGCGCUCCAGCUGCUCCCCUGAGACGUCACUAUUGCCCCCCCCCCCUCCCCCCACCCACCCACACCCACACCCGUGCUGCUCUCUGAUUGGGCGCCAGUGUGAGGAAGUGCGGAGACGCGGGCCUAUAAAUAGGAGGCGUGAACGAAGCCGGGAGAGAUCACGUUGCGCGUGAACAGCGCACACGUCCAGCCAUGGCGCCUGCGAUCUCGCCGCAAGACUCGCACGCCCCUCUCACGCACAAGAUCCGAAAGCCUCUGGUGGAGAAGUUACGGCGAGAGCGAAUCAACGGCAGCAUCGAGCAGCUCAAGUCUCUCCUGGCUCCGGAGUUCCUCCGGCAGCGCCCGGACUCCAAGAUGGAGAAGGCCGACGUGCUGGAGAUGAGCGUUUGCGUCCUGAGGCGCCUCCAGUCCGUCCGUCGGGGUUACGCCAAGUGCGCCAGGGAGGCGCCGCGCCUCCUGUCCCAGGAGGAGCGCUCGGGGCUGCUCGGGUCCUCUUGCGAGGACAAGAUGAGAGAAGAGGACUCGUUUCCUCUCGGCAAGGAGGACAGCUCGGCCAAGAGCGGCCCGUGGAGGCCCUGGUAGACCGUCGGGACUUUGGAUCGAGUCAAACUGGCCUUUUGUGAAGGCUUCCGUCUUGCUGUGCAGACAAUGUUUGCAUUAUUGUUCUUUUUGUUCCAAAAAAGACAAAAGAAACAUUCCCAUGCUUUGUAGUCCAGUGUUACUCUGCGUAGUAGAUGGAAUUAUUCCUAAUAGGAAUGCUUGUACAGUGAACCAUUCCCUUUCCCGGACUUUAUAUAUUCCUGUAUUACUCUGUGUAGUCAAUGGAAUUAUUCCCAAUGGGAGCGCUUGUAUAUUUGCUAUUACACAAUGGAAUGGCGUAUUGGUAUUUUAUUUUAUUUUGUAAUUCCUCUAUGAAGAAGCAAUUGUCAUACAUGUUGAACAUGUUUGAGAUUCACGUGCGUGUUUUACGAUCUGUGUCCAAUGCAGAUGGCGAGGAACGCUUGCGUUUUUGUGAACGACGACACGCACGUCGCAAUGAAUGUAUUGCUUGCAGACCAAGGCAUUCGCAUUAAAGCAAUCAUGAAAAACAAAAACAAAAACAC